ACGACUGCAUCGCCAGAAGCCAACCAGCAGUCGACUCGUGGACAUCGAAACGCAGGCACCAUCUCACAUACUGUCACAUCGCGCACUUGUUAAAAAAAAACGACUCACCGACUGCAACACUGGCUUAUCUAUAUCGAGGUAAGAUGGAUUUGGUGGCUAUGGAGAACCUGCCAUUGGAAAGCCGACAAUCGUUCUCCUUUACGGACCUUGACGAGAACACGUAUGAAGCACUUGCAGCAUCCUACGAGAGAAGACAUCCCGACCAAGAAAACAUGAAACGACGUAGGAAAAAGAAAUGCCAAGUGCAGCAGGUGCAACAGCGACAAGCAGCCAACCAAAGAGAAAGAAAACGAAUGCAGUCUAUUAACGAGGCUUUUGAGGGACUCCGAUCACAUAUUCCGACUCUUCCAUAUGAAAAAAGACUGUCAAAAGUGGACACUUUGAGACUAGCUAUCGGAUACAUAGGAUUCCUAUCAGAACUUGUGUCAACAGGAGGCGAUAAUGUGAACGACCCACUACAGUCGAAUUGUUUAGAGCAACCCAAGAAAAUCAUCAUUUGCCAUCGAGGUUCACCGUCACCCACAGAUAUGGAAUAUGGUCUACCGCCACUCGCUGGGCAUUCACUGUCCUGGACCGAUGAGAAGAACAAGUCACUGCGACACAACAACACCAUGAUAGCUAAAGUGUGGACACCCGAAGAUCCGAGACAGGGCAAGUUGGAUCGCUGUCCGCGAGAAACGCUCGUCGUCUGACGAUAUAUCUCCACGGGGGAGAAAAAUCGGUUGAGGGGUUGAAAGAACGAUAGAUAGAAGAAACGGACUUCUAAUCAAAGCACUUGAAAUGAUAUCGCAUGGUCUUUCAUUUGCUAACCACCGAUACUGUCGAGUAUUGUCGAGCAUCAAGCAAGGGUGUGCUAGAAACAAACGAUAGUUAAAACUUAUUCUGCCUAUUCCUGCCUACAUCCUCGGACAAGACCAGCUCCAGCUUGAAACAUCAUCAUCACACCGUCAACAAUUAAAACAAACAAACAAACAAACAAACGAACAACAACAAUACUAACUUAUAUUUCAAUUUAGGCACAGAAUAUUUGCUUUUAGCACCAAAAACACCAAAUGAUUGAAAAUCGUAAGAUUGCUGAUUUGUGGGAUGUCCCACGCACCACUGAUACAACAACUCAAUUGUUUUAAUUCAAAUUAUCGUAGAUUUAAUUUUCACGCUCAAGCAACUCUUGAUUGUUUAUGUAUGUAUAUCAUACGUUUAGCUGUGGCAUUGCAAUAAGUAGAUUAGAUUUGAAAUAUGAAGUUGUGUCAUUCUCAUAACCUACAAAGAGAUACCAACUCGUUUGUACAGUAUUUUUUAAAAGCGUUUUCUGUAUAGGCUUCUCUUGCGUGAAGCCAGAGUUUUGUUUUUUUAUAAAACAAUAAUAUAUUAAAUUAUAUUAAGAAUCGAA
Messenger RNA from Saccoglossus kowalevskii, 1450 nucleotides. RefSeq names its product pancreas transcription factor-like protein. The record is from RefSeq and is a predicted model, not a curated record. Gene Ontology annotation, biological process: regulation of transcription by RNA polymerase II; developmental process. Lineage: Eukaryota; Metazoa; Hemichordata; Enteropneusta; Harrimaniidae. Gene Ontology annotation, molecular function: RNA polymerase II transcription regulatory region sequence-specific DNA binding; protein dimerization activity; DNA-binding transcription factor activity, RNA polymerase II-specific.